Molecule: messenger RNA, 1483 nt
Organism: Eutrema salsugineum
Lineage: Eukaryota; Viridiplantae; Streptophyta; Magnoliopsida; Brassicales; Brassicaceae
Product: RGG repeats nuclear RNA binding protein C
Exons: 7
Coding region: 221-1300 (359 amino acids)
Cellular component (GO): nucleus; cytoplasm
Molecular function (GO): RNA binding
Source: RefSeq, a predicted model, not a curated record
CUCUGCCGCUAUCUUGCUAGGUUUUCCAUUUCGCAAGCUUCACUCUCUUUUUGUUCUGACCGCAUCCAAAACACAAGUGUUUCACUAAAUCAUCUCAUUCGAUUUUUGAUUCAGAUUUCUUCAUGGAAUCGUGUAGUCAAUAAGGUUUUUUCCCUCUCGAAAAAUCCACCAAGCAAAUUCUCGGGUGACUCGUAUUCGAUUCGAUUUUAGCAGACCGGAAAUGGCGACCGUAAACCCUUUCGAUCUCUUAGGAGAUGACGCCGAGGAUCCAAGCCAGCUCGCUGUGGCUUUGCCGAAGAAGGUCGAGAAAGCAGCUGCUGUGCAGCCUUCUAAGGCCGCUAAGAUGCCGACCAAGCCAACUCCUCCUUCUCAAGCUGUGAAGGAGUCCAAGAAUGCUCCCGGAGGAGGUCGUGGUGCUGGUGCUGGUGGGCGUGGACCUGCUCGUGGUAGGGGUGGAUUUAACCGUGACUUCAGGAACAAUGAUGCUCCUAGGAAUGAAAAUGGAUUUUCCGGAGGAUACAGACCUUCUGAAGAUGGUGAAGGAGCAAGGCGUGUUGGGUCUGUUGGUGGACCCCGUGGCGGUGGUCGUGGAGGAGGCCGCCGUGGUGGAUAUGCCAAUGGUGAAUCAGGUGAUGUUGAACGCCCACGAAGGCCCUAUGAGCGCCGUAGUGGAACUGGUCGUGGUAAUGACCUGAAACGUGAGGGUGGUGGUCGUGGAAACUGGGGUACUACUGAAGAUGAUAUUCCACCAGCAACCGAGGAACCCACAACAGAGGUUGAGAAGAGCCCUGUUGCUGAGAAGCAAAGUGGUGAGGAUGACACCACUGAUGCAAAGAAAGAUGCUCCUGCAGAUGAACAAGAGGAGAAAGAAGCUGAAGACAAGGAAAUGACACUGGAAGAGUAUGAGAAAAUUCUGGAGGAGAAGAAGAAAGCUCUGCAAGCCACAAAGGUUGAGGAGAGGAAAGUUGACACCAAAGUGUUUGAGUCCAUGCAACAGCUCUCUAACAAGAAGAGCAAUGAGGAAAUCUUCAUCAAGCUGGGAUCCGAGAAGGACAAACGCACUACUGAGAAAGAAGAGAAGGCCAAGAAGUCGCUGAGCAUUAACGAGUUUUUGAAGCCCGCUGAUGGAGAGACCUACAAUCCAAGAGGAGGAUACCGUGGAUCUCGUGGAAGAGAAGGUCGUGGUGGCCAAGGACAGAGAGGUGGAGGAGUUAACGGUAGAGGAAACCCAAGGCACGGAGGAGAAGCUGCUGCUCCGAAGAUCGGAGACAGUGCUCAGUUUCCAUCGUUGGGCAAGUAAAGACGCCUUUUGGUCUUUCAGCCUCUAUCUCCCUCUCUCUGCUCUCUCGUUGCUUGAAUUUUGCUCUUAAUUCUAUCAUUUUUGUUACACUUUCUCGACUAAACCAGUUUGGUGUCUUUUUACGUUAUGGAAAAACAAAAAUUCUUAUCUUUCUUUCUCAUAAAUUUUAGGUUCUUUCUAAUU